Diceros bicornis minor is the source of this 4704-nucleotide messenger RNA. Its product is annotated as spermatogenesis-associated protein 31D4-like. NCBI's taxonomy places the organism in Eukaryota, Metazoa, Chordata, Mammalia, Perissodactyla, Rhinocerotidae. The record is from RefSeq and is a predicted model, not a curated record. The transcript has 4 exons. The coding region runs from base 38 to 4627 and encodes 1529 amino acids.
GAGCUCAGUUGCCUUAGGCAGUCUUGCGAUUCAGACAAUGGAGUUCAGUCAAUGGAACGUUCUCUCAUUUCUGAAUAGCCCUAUUGAGUCCUGUCUGAGCUUUGGCUCAACAUUCUUGGAUACUGACUCCAACCUCACCUUCCUGUGUGGGUUGGGGUUGCUCAUUCUGUUUCUGUGCUGCCUGGUGGGGAUUCCAACUUUACCAAACUUCUGGAAAACCAAAGACAGCAAAAAGCGUCAGGGCAGAGCCAAGAGGAGAAGGAAAGGCGGAACAUCGAGAGGUUGGAGAUAUUACGAGAGGGAAACAGAGGAGGAAAGGAAGAAGAUUGCUAUUCUGAAAAGCCCCCUGGGCCAGCAUCAUAAUACCACCCACAUUCGUCAACUGUUAUGUCCAGACUCCUCCUGUGAGGUGUGUAACAGCACAACUGCAGAGGUCAAUCGGCUGCUAUUCCUGGAGGACCUAGAAGACGAUACUCUCUCUGUGUCUUCUUUGACUUCCACAGCUUCUGUGACUGAGUCAUUGUUCACUGUGUCCUCUGCCUUCUCAGAAGUCCCUCCAGGAAACCUAAUACCAGCCACUCUGCCUGAGCCUUCCUCACCGCCCCCCUCCAUUCUCUCACCUAAUCCAAUGACACCCUCAGCUGAUUUUCUUUCACUCUCACCACCAGGUCACUCUCUGCCACCAGAGCCUUUUCUUCCGUUGGAGUCCAAAUUCCUAGUGGACCAUUCCCCACCCCAACCCCUUGCCUCUCCCCCUCUCCUACCACAUGACACUCAGACAGCAGAUCCUGUUCUCCAACCAGAGGCCACUUUGUCUCUGCAUACCAUCUUCUCUCUUGACCCCACUCUUUGCCAAGAUAUCAAUUCUUUACCAGAUUUGUCCCAGACAAUGAAUCCCACUGAUUCACUGGCUUGUUAUCACACACCACUAACCCUGUCUGUUUCACCACCGCCAGACCGCCCUUUAACUACCACUAAAUCUAAAUCAAUUUCCGCCUUAUUGAAGCCUGUCCCGGAGAACUCAUCUCCAGAUAGCCCUGGUGAGUUGUCCACCUGUGUCCCAAUAAUCAGAGGCACUGACAAUUCAAGCCUGUCAGUUUCAGAAUUCUCCUCACGGCAAGCUCAUGGCAAAGACUUGUUCCCUUCCACCUUGGCACAAUGUGAUUUUGAUCAAGAGUUUCUUGCCCCCCAUUCCUCAGAGGCCUCUUUUGGGGGAGACCCUGCCACCAACCUUGGAGAGCCUGGUAACCUCUCAUUUCUCAGCCCCGAUAUCCUGGCACUCCUAGAGAGACAAGUCCAAAAGAGGAGUGAUUUCCUGAUACGGGAGGAAAAGGAAAAGAAAAGGGGUUCUUUUCCAAAAGAACUUAGGCCAGACUACCAACUAAAUUCCUCAGAGAAAAUGUUGGAGUCAAUUGCUCAUAAACAUGACCCGGCAGUCUCUCUUCCUUUUUGGAGCAGCAAAGGCAAACCAAAAGAGCUGCACGUGCACCAGCAGCCCCUGUAUCCUAAGACCCCAGAGGACCAUUUACAGCAAAAACGUGUCCAGCUCUUCUGGGGUCUCCCAUCUCUGCACAGCGAGUCCUUGUCCACUGCUGACCAUGUCUCGGGUGACUGUUCCUCAAUCAUCAUUUUCAAUAGAAUCUCGAAUGCCCCCAUGGACCAAGAACCACCAGUACUUCCCCAUCCUCUACCUUUGUCCUUGCCUCAGAUCCAGCCUCAAUCCUUGCCUCAAACCCUGCCCCAAUCCCAACCCCUACCUCUCACUCCGGUCCAGCCCCAGGCCCAUUUUCAAUCCUCACCCCGAAUCGUACCAUCUGGUCCUCUAGCCCAGACUGAGACCUAUGGAGUGAGUUUCCAUAGACCCCAUAAUGAAUCAGAGUCUCUCACCUCAUCUGAAAUUCAACACCUGGAAUGGAACGUAUUGCAGAAGCAACAGGAAAGUUUGUGGGGUUUACCCUCUGUGGUCCACAGAUCUCAGGAAGACUUUUGUCCUUCAGCUCCCAACUCUCCUUAUCACCAGGGCUCCCAAGCCCAUGUUUCAAUAUCCAUCCUUCCUGGAGAGUUUCCUCUCAGUGAGGAGCUUCGAGGGAAACUAGAUGAUCACCUUCGAAAGCGGCUCAUCCAACAUCAGUGGGGCCUGCCCUGCAGGAUCUGUGACUCUCUGUCACUGAUGAUACCUCCGAGCAAUUUUUCAGAGAUACCUGAGUCAGAGAGUGAUCGUGGACUCUCACGGGUCUCUGUGAACAAAAAUCUAAAUGUCAGAUUGAGCCAACCCGAAAGCUUCCAUGAAAGGAGCUCAGAACUGCUUCAGCUAGAGAAGGAUGGGGGGAAGGAUCAGCAACACAGCCCAGAGAAUGGCCCAAAAGCUCAUCUGCUGAGUGACUCAGAGAGGUCUUCAGAUAAGGAUCUGGGGUAUGACUCUGAGAAAGACCUAGGUAGUCACAUGGCGAGUCUGUCAGGGAAAAAUUCAAGGGCCUCGGGGGGCAGUCUAGUUCAGAAACAACUUGAAAAUGUCCUGAAAGUAUAUUUGAGUAAGAAGUUUGAGGAAAUCAAUGAGGGUCGGGUUCCUGGGACUGUGCAUAGUUCACAGCAUGCUAUCAAGCAGACACUGCUGCUUUCUGAAAAAUCCCACACCCCAAAAAAACAGAGAAAUUUGAAACCAUCAGUGGGUGGGAACUACACCCUGGAUACUUUCCAGGAGCUUUCCUUCAUUGAUUCCAGUGCACGGCAGAUGCUGGAAGCCCAUAUUAAAAAGUUUCAUAUGAGAAUGCUGUGGGGCCUUCCCUGCAGGGUCCUUGAAUCCAUACGGAUCUCUAAAUUGGAAGACGCAUCCCAGUCCUUAUCCUGUUCCCACUUUCCCUCUUCAACCAACCUGAUUUCUGAGCUGGACUCCAAAUCUGGGGGCUUCAAGCCCCUUAGAGGAAGCUCUAAAUCUGUUCAUGGAGACAAAGUGGGAACAACAAAUUCAGCCCCUGUCCGGGAUCGUCCUGGCCCUGCCACCUCAUCUGUGGGCAAGAAAGGACAGGGGUCCUCGAGACAAUCACCCUCUGGCAUCAACCAAGAGCUUGCAGAGGAUGUUCAGAGAAGUAAGGGUGCCAAACAGACCCUUCUGCCUGUCACACACAGCAUCACAGGCAAAGCAAGUCAGAGACAGACUCAACUAGGCAACAGAUGCCCCCCAAGGCUGCCUGCAAGGCAAGCUGGGGCCGGACAUGAACCAAAGGAAAAGAAUGUGAUUUCCAGGGAUGGAGUAGAAACACGACAGGCCAAAAAGAUGGAGAAGAAGUCAGAACCUCUCUCCAUGCUCAACGUGUCUAGGGAGAUAUUCAGGGCCAAGGAGCUCAAUGCUCUUCAAUCAAAAACUGGUGACAUCUUGACAACCAGCAAGCCAGGAAGCUCCCAAAUGAUAAAUGUGAAUGAGAGUAAAGUAGAAACUACUGGGACCACUGAAAGCCCCCCACCAAGAAGACCAGUUCCCAAAUCAUCAGACCUUAAAGAACAGCUGUUGAGUGAAUUAAAGUUUAAACUGGAGAAGAGGGAGCAGAGGCAGGUGAGAGGCCAACCCACUGACAGGUCCCUUGCCUCAGAGAGCUUGACUGACAAGGCCUCACUGACUCAUGCCCAGGGUGUCUCUAGCGGGGACGCAGGAGCUUCCCAGGUGCUGCAUGUCCAUUUGGAGAACAGAGGAAUCGGUGUGGAGCAGCGGCAGGAGCCCUGGGUCCCUAAGCAUGUCUUAAGGAGGUGCCAGGAUAAGAAUUUCCCACCAGCUGCAGAGAGAGUGAGCACUCCAGGCCCCAAAGCAGAAGAGUGUGGUGGAGGGGACACAGGGUUGGGGACAUCCCAACCUAGAAGGAAGCGUUUCCCUACUCAGGACAUGGCAUUAGAGGAGAUGCUUGGGAGCAAGUCUUCCCAGACCCCAUCACAGAAGGGACAGCCUCCUCCUAAAACCUUCAGAAAAAAAAUGAAUGACCUUUUGCAAUGGUUUAAUCCUGGGAUAAAAUGCAAAAAGCAAGAAAAUUCCCAGGAAAAGGGCAGCCCCAUAUCACCCGCGCAGAGCAGAGGCCUAGUUACAAGGAGAGCUGCCAUGACUGAGACGACCACAGCUCAGAAGAUCAUGACAGACGCUGGGAAGUCCCCAGAGGAGAAACUGGGGCGUUGGCAUGUGAUAGAUACCACCUGUCCUCGAGAGCCCCUUCCUGCCCUGAGGAAGUUUGGGAAAACUCAGCAGAAGGCAGAAGUGCAGGCCCGGGCAGAGCCCAUCCAGGGCCAUCCUUCCAGCUACAGGGCUCCCUCCUGUAAAGUGACAAACACCAAGUCCUGCCGCCAGGAAGCUCUCUCUGCCGGCCAGAGUUAUCCAAGAGUUAGACGGAGCAGAGACGAGGACAGACACCUCCAGAAAGUUGUGGCCUUUAAGGACCAGCUAUUGGAUCAAAAGCAUCCCUCAUCCGUGCCCCGCAGGGAGCCUGUGCCCCAUCCAGGCCCCACCUGUAGGCGUCAAGCCAACCAGGGACCUCCAGUUGUUCCCACCACUGCUGAAGGCACUGUGUUCAGAGAUCUGUCUCUGCUGAUUCAACAGAAAAUGCUUCUCCAGAAUUUCCAGAGAGGAAAAUUUCCCACCCCAAAAUAAUUCCUUCCUUGUGGACAAUAUUGAUUCUUCCCAAUAAAUGAUUCUCUAAUAAUAGUGGUAUCUUUCCAUGUGCUGUG